UUUGCAAGGAACGGAAACCUCCCCAGAGCUUCCUCUGCUCCAGACGCUUCCUGGGGACCCGCAGGUGUCGCUGCCCACUCCAGGCCUCAGCUGGCCCAGGAGGCCCCUGAACCACCCAUCUCUCUCUAGGGAGGACAACAUUUCCUGCUUCCUGCUCCAGCCAGAGCUGGGGGAACACUGAGCUGCAGGGAACGUGACCUGCAUGCCGAGCGCAGAUUCUGCGCCAUGGACUGCGGCCAGCCCAGCUUGGAGUCCGCAGCCGCGGACCCCAGAGCCUCAGGCCCUUGCGUGAUUGCUCCGGUGCGCGCUGUGCUCCGCCUGCGCCGCCGCGUGUGGCUACUGCGCAAGCGGCGUCUCCUGCAGCUGGGCUCUGGGUCCGACACUGGGACCGGGGCACUCAGGCCUGGCUGCGGCUCUGGGGCCCUGCGCGGGGAGCUGGACCAGCCGAAAUUCUUCACCUUCGACGGCCCAGCGGAGCUGUCCUCCAGGACGCUGCGCAAGAGGCGCCGGCGCAGCCGCGUGGUGCUCUACCCUGAGGCUUCGCGCAAAUACCGACCUCGCGCAGAGCGCCGGAGCCGCGCACAACGAUGCCUGCUACUGCUCGCAGCCAUCGUGGGUUUCCAGGUGCUCAAUGCCAUUGAGAACCUGGACGAUAACGCUCAGCGCUACGACCUCGAUGGGCUGGAGAAGGUGCUACAGCGAGCUGUGUUUGGCCAGCCGGCCGCCGUGGGCCGCAUUGUGGCGCUGUUGCGGGACUAUCUGGCCACGCAUGUGCAUAGCCGCCCGCUCCUCCUGGCACUGCAUGGGCCCAGUGGCGUAGGCAAGAGUCACGUAGGCCGCCUCCUGGCACACCACUUCCGCGCGGUGCUCGAGGACAGCGCGCUCGUGCUGCAGUAUCACUCACGGCACCACUGCCCACAGCCGCGCGCUGCGCAGGAUUGCCGGAAGGAUCUGGCGCGGCGUGUGGCUGAAGUGGUGGCACAGGCCGAGGCGGAAGAGAAGACCCCUCUCUUGGUAGUGGACGAGGUGGAGCUCCUACCGCCAGCGCUGCUGGAUGAGCUAGACGGCUUCAUGCAGCCGCAGCGUUCGCACCACUUUCACAAUGCCAUCUACGUGCUCCUUAGUGGCACAGGUGGCGCGGAGAUCACCCGAUUUGUAUUGCAGAACGCCUCCCGCGCGCAGCCCCUGCGUCCUGACAGAGUCCGUGGUGCUCAAGCCGCUGCAGAGGAGUCCGAGGAGGAACUGCAUGCCAGUCUUCGGGAGCUCCUGGCCCGCGAGCACCCACUGUGGCAGGCUGCGGCCAUCGUGCCCUUCCUGCUGCUGGACAAGCAGGACGUGGUCAACUGCUUCCGGGAUGAGAUGGCCGGGGAGGGAUUUUUUCCUGAGCAGGCUCGGGCAGAGCUCCUGGCCUCACAGCUCAGCUACUACCGUGUUGCUGGCCGUGAGUUUGCUAUCACUGGCUGCAAGCAGGUGGUAGCCAAGGUGAACCUCUUGUAGCACAGGCGCACACACUGUGUUGGUGCAGCAGGAGGAGUGUGGGUGUGUGUGACCUGUGGUCACGAAGCUGCUUCACCCUGGAAGCUGGGGAGGCUGGCAGAGGUGUCUCAGCUCCGUGUUCCCAACUUCCAGUUCCACCCCAGAGCCCUGAGUUUGUCCCUGGGGUCAUCAGGAGAGUAGCCACCUUCCUCCACACCUGCUGUGCCCCAGCACAUCCCAGGCCUGUAUGAUGGGGUUUUGUUAGCCGCCCUAGGAGGUGGGCAGUCUGCUCUCAGGGUACAAAUGACCUCAGAGGGCAAGCAGCCCCUAGGGCCACACAGCUAAUCCCUAAGGUCACAGAGUUGGGAUGUGAACCCAGCUCAAUGGGUGCUUGCUGCAGCUUCCACAACCCCCAAAUACACCCAGUGGCCCCCUGCACACCUCUUGGGCUUAGGGGCCCAAGGGCCAUGAAAGCAUUGGAGCAGUUGGGUGUCUCCACACCAAUGAGUGAUCCCAGAUGCUCUGGAUGAUUCAGGCUGAAAGUGGUAGUAGGUGGGCCUAAUUGGGGGGCCCAGAACUCUUUGGCUUCUACUGUCCUGGCCACUGAGCCCUGGCCACUGAUCCACUCCAGGGCCCUGAACUGGGAAAGACGGCUAUACAGAGAUGCCUUGGAUGCAGCUAGAUGUGCAGAACCAUGGCCCUGGAUUCUUUUCCCAGGUGGAGUGGAGGGGGUCCCUUACAUCCUGGCCCCUUCCUGGCCUGCAGGCUCUGGAGAUGACACCCCGUGGACUCCACAGCCAGCACUUACAGCAGUGAGUGAAGGAAGUCCUGCUGUUUACACCCGCCUCCCCUCCAGGAGCCAUAUUUCCAGGAACAACAGGCUUGCGGGCUUGGCUAUCUAGGGAGCAGUGGAGGGAAGGCGCCUCAGCAGAUCCUGCCCCCUGCUGGCUGAGUCUCCCGUGCGGACCCUCCCUGCGCCUUGCUGUGGAGGUGGCUUGUCCUUGGUAGUAGAGGCGUCUGGACACCACGGUUGUGCACCUGUCUUCCCCUCCUGUCCACCAGACCGCUCAAGACCGGAAUGCUCCGCCUCCCGGACUCCUCCCUCGGUGGGCGUUCGCAACGCCCGACUCAGUUCUGGAGCGGCCUCAGUGCUGCCGCCUGGUGUCCGCGCCCAGCUCCGCCCUGGAGUCUGCGCACCGCACUCGCCACCAACCUUGUCCCAGAGCGCGCCGCGUAGCAGGGAAACUGGAGCAAGGACUAGCGGGUGGCAGGAGGGGAGGGUCCAGCAAAGUGGCAGGGCCGCCCUCGUGAAGCACGGCCAUGCACGCGCGCACCCUGGUCUUAACUCAGUUCGACCACGUCUCCAGGGACACCUUCUCCGAACCGUGACCACGGAGUCUAAGGUGUCCUUAGAAGGGUUCGCUGCUUAAGUGGUCACCCGAGCAUGCUGGGUUACUGUCCCCCUUCCAACUCGCCCUGGCGGCGGUCUGCGGGCUUGGGCACUUGGAUCUGGGUAGAUUCGAGCCUCUCAUAACACUGAGCGAGCGCGCAGGUUCAGGGCUUGGCCGGGGGAUCUGGGUUGCACUGGGUGGUAGAACGUCUGCUCCUGAUGCUUGUGGGGUGGGGUGGCCCGCUGUGGGAGCCCAGGACUGGCUCCAUCUAUCCUAGCCCAACUUGCGGGAGACAGCCUGCAGCAGGACGUCCACUGGGCAGUCCAGUGACCUGCGUUGAUGCUUCAGGGGUGUGUGCGAGCUGCUGAGCUGGAGGCCAUGUCCAGCCUGGGCAGGAGUGCUGUUGGGGUCCUCACCACUCCCCAGGAGGGCCCCCAGGACCAACACCACCACCCACCACCCCUGCCCACACACAGAGCACUCAGCCACAGGUGUGGCUUGCCAAACAUGGCCUGUUCCCAAUCAGCAGCACCUGACCAUCCAAGAAAUCUUAUUUUAUUUAUUUAUAAAACAUUACAUGGAGGCUAAUUUCUGUGCUUAAGAGGAAUGUGCAGAAAAUGUCGGGGGCUGGUUAUGUCACUCCUGUUAAUAAAUCGUGUGGCUCAAAUCUAACAACCUACUUUUUUUCCCUUUUUUUGGUCAAUUUCUCUCUCAGCCUGUAUUUAUUGGGCCAUACUAAUUAGAUUUUUUACUUUCUAAUAUUUGAGAAAUGUCAGAAGAGGGACUUGGUACAGGCUGGCAGGCUGAUGGAGGGCGGGCGGGUGGAGUCCAGCUCAACACCAAGGCUUUCCAGGAGACCCAUGAACAGCUGGAAGGUCCCCUGGACAGGUGCUGAGGGCAGGCUCCCAGGCUCUGCCUAUUGGAAGCUACCUACUUUUCAGACUGUCCCAAAUGGGACAGGCAAUUUCCUCUGCAUGUGUGUGGUCCAUGUACACUGCCCUGAGGCACCCUUGGACCCCAGGUGUCACCAUGUAGUGGCUCUUUGGUCUCUAACAGUGGAUUUUUCUUAAAAUGCAUCUUGUCUGCCAGGCGAGGGAGUGCACAUCUGGAAUUCCAGUGGCUUAGGAGGCUGAGACAGGAGGAUCUCCAGUUCAAAGCCAGCCUCAGCAACUGUGAGGUGCUAAACAACUCAGUGAGACCUUGUCUCUAAAUAAAAUAGAAAAUAGGGCUCAGUGGUCGAGUGCCCCUAAGUUCAAUCCCUGGUACAAAAAACAAAACAAAACAAACAAACAACAACAAAAACAUUUUGUCUGAUGGUGACAGCUGUUCCAGCCUUCUUUGCAAUUGGUGUUUGGGAUAUAUUUUCCUUGCUUGUAAACAGGAAGCAGAUGGAUUUUCAACAGAUCCAAUUUGAGAGUGCUGGUCUUUGAGCUGCUGAGUUUAGCCCAUGACAUUUACUGUGGUUGUGGAUACUGGUGAACUUUGCAAUUUUAUUUUGUGCCUCUUGAUGGUCCUACUUUUUUUAUGCUGCUUUUUUUUUGGUGGUGCUGGGGAUUGAACUCAGGGCCUUGUGCAUGCAAGGCAAGCACCCUGCCAACUGAGCUAUAUCCCCAGCCCUUGCUUUUUCUUAUUUCCCUCCCUCUCUCUCCCUUCUUUCUUCUGCCCCCACAUUUCCAGUGUUCCCCUUUUCUCUCUAAUGGGUUUAGAAGUUCCCAUAUGUAUCUGAGUUAGCCCUGCCCCUCGAAUGGGCAUUCCAAGGCCGAGCAACAGGGCAUGGUGGAGCACGCCUGUAAUCCCAGCAGCUCAGGUGGCUGAGACAGGAGGAUUGAGAGUUCACAGUCAGCCUCAGCAAAAACAAGGCGCUUACAACUUGGUGAGAUUCUGUCUCUAUAGCUAGCUAGCUAGUCAUUUAUUUUAUUUAUUUAUUUAUUUAUGCUGGGGAUUGAACCCAGGGCCUUGUGCAUGCAAGGCAAAAACUCUACCAAUUGAGCUAUGUCCCCAGGGAGACCCUGUCUCUAACUAGAAUACAAAAUAGGGCUGGGAAUGCGGCUCAGCUCAGUGAGCUCAGUGAGUGAAUGCCCCUGAGUUCAAUCCCUGGUACCAACAACAACAAUAAUAAUACAAGACUGAGCAGCAUCCACCCUUGCUCAGGUUAAGUGCUGUUUGCAAGCAUUUCAGUGCUGCCCUCCCGUGUAAGCCCACAUACCAGACCCCCAGACUCGGUUGACUCGUUUGUUCUUGGGUCUGGGAUUGAACCCAGGGGCGCUCUAUCACUGAGCUACAUCCCCAGCCCUUUUUAUUUUUAUUUUGAGACAGGGUCUCAUUAAGUUGUCCAGGCUUGCCUUGAACCUGCGACCCUCCUGCCUCACCCUCCCAAGUUGCUGGGGUCACAGGUGUGGCCACCACGCAGGCUAUUUUAUUCUUGUGACUUGAUUUUUGUCCGAUUCUUUGAAAAACUUUACAGGAUGUGAUUGAAAUUUACUGACUCUACUGAUCAGUUUGGGGAGGUUGAUAAGAUGACAACAUUACACGUUAAGACUUUAUUUACCAUCUUUUUAAAAAUAUUUUUUAAGAUAUUGAUGGAUCUUUAUUUUAUUCAUUCACCCUGGCCAGCAGAAAUAUAGUUUUAUUUCAUUUAUUGCUAAGAAUGGAACCUGUGCCUCACACAUGGUAGGCAAGUGCUCCACCACUGAGCCACAAACCCAGCCCCCCACCCCUUUUUUUUUACCCUCUUUCAGCCAAGUUUUGUAAUUUUGUACAGAAAGUUCUUGUUCGUUUUGGGUAGAUUUAUUCCUAGAAUUGUUAUAACCUUGGAUUGGUGUUAUAAAAGGUACUUGUCAAGUACAACAUGUGAUUGUAAUUCAGAGUUUUCUCACGGAGCACCUGGCUCGCUUCCCCAGCAGGUCUGUCAGGGCCACAGCGCCCGCGGGGCUCCCCCUGUGGGCCCAGGCCAGCCUGCCUUCCAGAGGAACUGCCCCCGGUUGUCCUCAUGCUUUGAUGACUGAAGUUCACAACCCUAACUGCUCUCGUUUGUUUUUCAGGUUUUACUUUGUUGCUUGCUUAUUAAAGAACAUUCAAUAAGCAGCUUUAUUGAGUUACCCUUUGCACACAGCAUACCAUUCACUCACUCUAAGUGGACAAUUGGGUGAUUCUUUGGUGGACUACAGAGUCGUGCAACAUGACCACAAUUCAGCCUUAGACUGUCUGUAUCACCUAGAGGAUCUGGACUCCGUGUGUCCCUGUUCCCACCCUGCCUGAGAUAAGCAUGCACCCUUUCUGCCACUACAGGUUUGCUUUU
Messenger RNA from Marmota monax (woodchuck), 6165 nucleotides. RefSeq names its product torsin family 4 member A (gene Tor4a). The record is from RefSeq and is a predicted model, not a curated record. Lineage: Eukaryota; Metazoa; Chordata; Mammalia; Rodentia; Sciuridae. The transcript has 2 exons. The coding region runs from base 226 to 1497 and encodes 423 amino acids. Gene Ontology annotation, molecular function: ATP hydrolysis activity; ATP binding. Gene Ontology annotation, cellular component: endoplasmic reticulum lumen; nuclear envelope.